AUGGAUGUGCAGAUCUCCAGAGCUCUGCUUCUGUUUAUUGUGCUGUGUUCAGACACUGAGAUCAGCUGGGCUUGUAAUGGCACCGAGCACAGAUUCGGAUCAGCACAGGACUCACACUGGUGCUAUGAGUGCAGGGGUUUGGGGAGUUACUGUCCGGAGAAACCACUGUUCUGUCCCAUCGGAUUGUCCAAGUGCAUGAGUACAACAACCAUAUUACAAAUCGGUGACACAGCUAUAAAAAUGAAGCAAAAGGAAUGCAUUGAAGACUGUCAAGACAGCUCGGUGAACUAUGGCAUAUUAAAACAGCGUUUCUCCUGCUGCGGCACUCGUCUCUGUAACUACAGAGAUGCUCCAGAUCCCAGGACUAACGCUCCCAAUGGAAGGACAUGCUACUCCUGCGAUGGACAGAGCUGUUCAAACACCGUCAGCUGUUCAGGGACUGAAGACCGCUGCAUUACAGCAACUGUGACUUACAGAGGCCCACCAAUGCUUGUCAAAGGCUGUGCCUCUAAAUAUAUUUGUGGGGCUCUAAAAUGUUCUUUUAUUCGGGACGUCUCAUGUUGUGAGGGGGACCUAUGUAACGGGGAUAAGAGGGUCAACCAGAGAGUUGCAUAUAACGAUGCUAAGAGCGUCAAUCAGAGCUUCCUGUUCCUCUGCUGUUCUCUGCUCUUCUACUUCCUGUGUCUCUGA
Carassius carassius (crucian carp) is the source of this 690-nucleotide messenger RNA. RefSeq names its product urokinase plasminogen activator surface receptor-like. The transcript is spliced from 4 exons. Lineage: Eukaryota; Metazoa; Chordata; Actinopteri; Cypriniformes; Cyprinidae. The record is from RefSeq and is a predicted model, not a curated record. Bases 1 to 690 code for a protein of 229 amino acids.